AUGGGCGGAGAAACCAGCAAGCCACCGAAUCUUGACAAUCUCUUGAAUUUAGAUGGUUAUCUGUACAACUACCAGGGAGAAAUCAUCCGCAGAUAUUCAGUUUUUAGGGAAUAUGUAAAAAAGAUAGAAGAGGUACCAUAUAAAACCUAUGCAUUCAGUCUGUGUGGUGGCUGGGAAUCUUUCACGUCGGGCUAUCUGGAAUAUGGGAUUACUGUUAUGCAGGAUAAUUCUGUACGUUGUUUUGAAUGGGCGCCUGGUGCUGAAGCGCUAUCUCUUGUCGGAAACUUCAAUUCCUGGAAUACGGAAUCGCAUCCUUACAAGAAACUAGAGUAUGGAAAAUGGGAGCUUAUCAUUCCAGCCAAAGAAGACGGCUCUUGCCCUAUACCUCAUAACUCUAUUGUGAAAGUAGCAGUGAAGAAAAAUGGCAAUUUUCGCAUGAAACUUUCUCCAUGGGCCAAGUACGUGACGAGGCCCAAAGACUCCAUUAUCUACCAUCAAAACUUUUAUAAUCCCCCACCUGAAGAAGCCUAUGUGCAAAAGUUCCCUAAACCUUCGAAGCCCGAAUCUCUGAGGAUUUACGAGGCUCAUGUUGGAAUAUCCAGUUGGCAAGGGAAAAUAAAUUCGUAUAGGGAGUUUGCUGAUGAUGUGAUACCUCGGAUUUGUAAGCAAGGUUGUGUAUUCGAAAUAGUACUGUACAGUUUUCUUGACAAUAGCUUUUCUAAAGGUUAUAAUUCGAUACAGUUAAUGGCUGUGAUGGAACACGUUUACUACGCAAGCUUUGGUUACCAGGUCACAAGCUUCUUUGCACCUGCAAGUCGAUGUGGCACUCCAGAUGACUUGAAGUAUUUGGUCGACAAAGCUCAUGAAGCCGGACUGUUUAUGCUUCUAGAUGUCGUGCAUUCUCAUGCAUCGAAAAAUGUAGACGAUGGGUUAAACGAAUUUGAUGGAACACAGGGAUGUUACUUCCACGAUAAUGCUAGAGGUGUUCACACGUUAUGGGAUUCCAGGCUUUUCGAUUAUACUCAGAUAGAAACUUUACGAUUUUUGUUAUCCAAUCUGCGGUGGUGGAUCGAUGAAUUUGGUUUUGAUGGAUUUCGUUUUGAUGGAGUUACCUCAAUGCUGUAUCAUACUCACGGAAUUGCUGAUGCUCUGGAUGGCGGCUAUGACAUGUAUUUCGGCCUUAAUGUUGAUACGGAUUCGUUAGUUUACCUUAUGCUGGCCAACUCGUACUUACACAAGAAGUAUCCAAACAUUAUCACGAUUGCUGAGGAAGUCAGUGGUAUGCCAGCGCUCUGCAGGCCUGUUGAAGAAGGCGGACAGGGCUUCGAUUACCGUUUGGCUAUGGCUUUACCAGAUAUGUGGAUUAGACUUUUAAAGCAUAAGAGCGACGAAGAUUGGGAUAUUGGAAAUAUUGUUUUUACUCUAGAGAACAGAAGGUAUGGUGAAAAAAAUGUAGCUUAUGCUGAAUCGCACGACCAGGCAUUAGUUGGCGACAAGACUAUUGCUUUUUGGCUUAUGGACAAGGAAAUGUAUGACUUCAUGUCUGAAACAACUCCUUUAACGCCAAUCAUUGAGCGUGGUAUCGCACUACAUAAGUUGAUCCGUCUCAUUACAUAUGGUCUUGGAGGAGAAGCUUGGUUAAAUUUUAUGGGGAAUGAAUUUGGGCACCCUGAAUGGUUAGAUUUCCCACGGCUGGGCAACAACGAAUCUUUCCACUAUUGUAGACGGCAGUGGCAUCUAGUAGAUGAUGAUCUGCUAAGGUACAAAUAUUUGAAUAACUGGGACAGAGAGAUGAAUGAAGUGGAGAAAAAACAUCAUUUUCUAAGUCGCGGUCCUGCUUAUACUUCUUGGAAACAUCAGGACGACAAAGUGAUUGCCUUUGAGCGAGCUGGAUUAGUGUUUAUUUUCAACUUCCACACCAAUAAAAGUUUCGCAGAUUAUAAAAUUGGGGUUGAAGUGCCUGGAAUAUACGAAAUUAUUUUGGACAGUGACGACCAUCAAUUUGGAGGUCAAGGGAGGCUGGACCAUAGUCAACGAUUCCACACUUUCCCAGAAGGUUAUGCUGGGAGACGUAAUCAUAUCUGCGUUUACAUCCCAUGUCGGACAGCCAUUGUCCUUGCUAAAAGUGAUCAUUAA
Enterobius vermicularis (human pinworm) is the source of this 2136-nucleotide messenger RNA. NCBI's taxonomy places the organism in Eukaryota, Metazoa, Nematoda, Chromadorea, Rhabditida, Oxyuridae. The record is from the annotation of a GenBank genome assembly.